AAAAAUAUUAAUUAAAAAAAUUUUUUAUAACUUGUAAAUUUUAAUUUAUUUGUUAAAAAAAUUAAUUCAUAAUUUUUUAUUAUGAUUCAUAAAAUAAAAAUGAUGAAAAAAUUAAUUUAUUAUCAAAUAAAUAUAAAACUCUUUAUUCAUUUGAUUACAGAUAAAUUCCAUGAGCAGAAAUUUUGCGAUACUGACAUUAAAAUACGAAAGAUUGAAUAGAAAUAUUAACAACAUUAAUUUACGACAGUAUACAACUCCAAUAAUACGACAAAAAUCAAUAAAUAUUAAAGAAUUACCAAGUACAAAUACAAUUGCAGAUAAUAAUAAAAUUGAUGAUGAUGAAAAUGAUAAUAUAACAAAACAAAGAUUCGUAAGAUCAAUAGAAAUGUUAAAUGAAUACAAUGGGACUGAUAAAAUGCCAAUGAUUAUUGAUAAAAAUCAAAAUGAUACGGAUUUAUGGAGUGAUUCACGUGCAGGAAGAUCCCGUAGGGAUGACGGACGAGGUAAACAGCGAAGAAAGUUCAAAAGGAGGCUAAAACGCAGUCGCAGGCGAUUGGGACCACUGGUGGCAACAUUCGUUGGUGCUGUACCUGAGCAACACGUUACUGAUACAGUUUACAUUGGCCCUUGGGUUAAGCGGAAUGAAUCGCGUUAUGGAUUUAACAAAUUUCAUUUGGUUGAAGAUAAACGGUCUAUUGAAGUCACAGUUAAUGGAUUAUUUAUGAUUUCAGCUCAGAUUUAUUAUUACGGCGAGCCAUCACAUUAUUCAUAUUGGAUAUUACUAACUUCUGAAGGCACAUCAUUGACAAGGAAAAUAAUAAAAUGUGCGACAGUAUCAGCAGUUACAGCAACUGAAGCAUCUUGUUAUACCAGCGUUAUUCUUCCUUUACGGCGUGGUGAUAGACUGCAUAUACAACAACAAGAACGUGACAGGCUCAUUAAUUUACGAGAAGGACAUAGUUAUAUACAAUUGAUGUUACUGUCAAGUGAUCAGCAGAAACGACGAGCAAGUACUUAA
This is a messenger RNA of Cotesia congregata, 1018 nucleotides long. The record is from the annotation of a GenBank genome assembly. NCBI's taxonomy places the organism in Eukaryota, Metazoa, Arthropoda, Insecta, Hymenoptera, Braconidae.